AUGAUAAGUGGGCCCAUUUAUUUGCUUAACUGUAAGAUUCCUCUUUCUCCUCUCUCUCUCAAAACACAUUUCAAGUCAAUUUUCUGCUCGGUCAACUACAACCCUCACCGGCGGCGACUAUGGGCAACUGCUUCUCCGGCGACGGCCACGGCAAGUUCGCCGUUGGCGGCACUUCUUCUGCUCCUAAUACUCAUGCUUCAAACGACGCCGUUGAUAACUUUUUCAGUUCUCGCGGCCACAGAGGCCUCUUCUCUCAGAUCGAGCUAUCUCUAUCUGCUUCAAACUUGCGUGACAGAGAUGUGCUUUCCAAGAGCGAUCCUUUGGCAGUUGUAUAUACCAAAGGAAAAGACGGUUCGCUGCAGGAGCUUGGGCGUACAGAAGUUGUUUCAAAUUCAUUAAAUCCUCAGUGGAUCACAAAAAUAAACGUUACUUAUUGUUUCGAGACAGUUCAAACACUCUUGUUCCGUGUGUAUGAUGUUGAUACCCAGUUUCAUGGCCCAGAAGUAAAGACACUUAAACUGGACGAUCAGCAAUAUUUGGGCGAGUGUACUUGCAAGUUGUCUCAGAUAGUCACUGAUCCAAAGCGCUCCUGGACCGCAGAUCUUGUGACCAUCGCAGAAUCAACCGAGUCAACUCGGCCUAAAAAACUUGGACAGCUCACCGUCAAUGCAGAAGAAGAACUUAUCUCCAAGACUACUGUAGAGUUGACGUUUAGAUGCUCAGAUUUAGAAAAUAAAGAUUUUUUCUCCAAAAGUGACUGUUUUCUAGUAAUUUCAAAAUAUGUGCGGAGUGGGGCGAGUGGGCCCACUAUUCCAAUUUGCAGAACAGAGGUUCUGAACAACAAUCUUAACCCUAAAUGGAAACCGAUUUUUUUAAACAUGUCACAAGUUGGCAACAAGGAUGCCCCACUGAUUAUCGAGUGCUUUAACUUUAAUAGUAACGGAAAGCAUGAUCUGCUUGGCAAAGCUCAAAAGUCGAUUGCUGAGUUGGAAAAGUUAUCUUCUAGUAAGCAGGGAGAGAACCUAUUUUUACCCGUAUAUAUCGGGAAAGAUCAUCAGUCAAAGGUGUUGAAAAGUCAACUUUUCGUGGACGAGUUUUCCGAAAGUGUUCGUCAUUCCUUUCUGGAUUACUUACUUGGUGGAUGUGAAAUGAAUUUCAUGGUGGCCAUAGAUUUCACAGCUUCAAAUGGAAAUCCCCGACUGCCAGACUCGUUACAUUAUGUUGACCAUUCUGGACGCCCGAAUGCAUAUCAGAAAGCAAUACAAGAGGUUGGAGAUGUACUGCAGUUUUACGAUCAUGAUAAGGAGUUCCCUGCAUGGGGCUUUGGAGGACGCCCGAUUGACGGUCCCAUUAGUCACUGUUUUAACCUUAACGGAAGCAGUGGCAACAAGCCAACGGUUUCAGGCAUUCAAGGAAUUAUGAAUGCAUACGGACAGGCGCUUUCUAACGUUUCACUUGCCGGGCCCACCCUAUUUGGACCUGUAAUUAACUCUGCAGCAAAACUAGCCAGCGAAUCAGUUGCAGCUGAUGAACACAAGUAUUUUGUAUUAUUAAUCAUAACAGACGGAGUUAUAACCGAUCAACAGGAAACAAUUGAUGCCCUUGUGAUGGCAUCCGAUCUGCCUCUCUCGGUCCUCAUUGUCGGUGUUGGUGGGGCCGACUUCAAGGAGAUGGAGAUUUUGGAUGCAGAUAAUGGCGAGAAGCUUCAUAGUUCAACUGGGCGUGUUGCAUCGCGUGAUAUAGUCCAGUUUGUUCCUUUUAGGGAUGUACAAGGUGGAGAAAUUUCGGUUGUUCGAUCACUUUUGGCAGAACUACCUUCACAAUUCUUAACCUACAUGAAAAACAAUGACAUUCAACCGAAAACAAAAUUACCUACAACAUAGUAAAACCAAUGCUUCCAGUCAUAUUCUUUGUACAAUAUUUAUAUUCCACUAUCAUGUCCCAUGGUACCCAACCGGACCAUGGAUCUACUGUUCAUCUCUUAUCUUUGUAUCCCCAUGAUCAAAGCGAGCUUGGUGGGCCAUCAAAAGUAGCCCACCAAACCAGCGCAAAUCAUGGUUUGUACAAAAUGAAACAUUGAUGUGUGCACCAAAGUUCAUUCGUACAUCAAAUUGUCUAAUGGAUCAGACCCGUUGAGCACGAGUCUACGCCAUAGCCGGUUGAUCAGAGGCUUGUGCCUGAUUUGUAAACUUUUUCCUAGGUUACUUGGGUUUUGUAUUUGUUGAUAAUUUAUUCAUGUGUUGUAUAUUACAGUUCACAUUUCAAGUUUCUCGAUAAUUACUUCUGUGUUUGAUAUGAUAUGUUGUGUUUUCCGUCA
Messenger RNA from Helianthus annuus (common sunflower), 2317 nucleotides. RefSeq names its product protein BONZAI 1. NCBI's taxonomy places the organism in Eukaryota, Viridiplantae, Streptophyta, Magnoliopsida, Asterales, Asteraceae. Gene Ontology annotation, molecular function: calcium-dependent phospholipid binding. Bases 120 to 1883 code for a protein of 587 amino acids. Gene Ontology annotation, biological process: cellular response to calcium ion. The transcript has 16 exons. Gene Ontology annotation, cellular component: plasma membrane. The record is from RefSeq and is a predicted model, not a curated record.